GCAUGAUGAAGCUAACAGUGACAUGUGAAAUUCGUUUCCUUGUGUCACUGCUAUUAAAUAAACAGCUGAAAUGCUGGGCCAAACUUCUUAAUUUUAAUAAUGAUACACAAUCGUUGUCCUAAAUGCUGGAGGUGAAAGGGGUCGGUAGUGCAGGAAAAGUGGUGACAACGACCCCAUAGUUCAAGGGUAAUUAAAUUCCUCUAUCCCUAUUCCUAUUUCAUUAGCAUUUCAAGAUUUUUCAUAUGUUAGCAAAGAAGGGUUUUUUUAAUGACGACGAGCGCGAUACUUUAUAGCUUGAAAAUUUGAACCAGGGGUUGAUCUGAAAAUUGGGUGCUAUUAGCUCCAAUUGUAUUUCAGUAAGAUAGUGCAAUGUUCAUAUGGAUUUAUUGCUAACAUUUUAUGCUGCGGCAGCUGUUCUUUUCGUUCUUUUAACUCUUUUUAUGAUCACUUUGCUUACCGUCAGUUGUUUUCAUAUUCUCAGGAAACAUAGACUUGCGUGGAAAAGCUCGGUCAGCUCGUCGAAUCUGGUACCCAGAUCAUUGGAUAUGGCAUUCGAUGGCGUUGUCGAACAGAUUGAUGUGGACAGGAUAAUAAGUCGUCGUCAGGAAAGGAUAGCAGAAUCUGUUGAGAGAACUAAUAAAAAUGAAGAUCGAACACAUCCAUUAGAACAUAUUGAUAAUGAUACAGCCACUGUACUUGCUGUAGAUCAGUUGUUAGAUACUUCAUUUCUUAUAUCCGAUGAGGAACUUGCCUGCUAUGCACCACCUGUUGAUAUGAAAAUUGUUGCUGCUCGUAGAGAUCAUGUUUGAAGGAACGGGUUUUGCUUUAAUGUUUAUAUUCCCAUAAUUUACAAAAACAUGGUAUAUUCAGCUACUUGUUUUAUCUUUUUAUAAUUCAUUGCGAAAACAGUGUUCGGGAAUUUUUUCUGUGGCUCGACAAAUCAUGAAAGAUGUGGACCUAACAAAUAGCACGCUUUUUUCCGGAUUCAGCGGAUCAAAUUUGACUCAUCUUCAAUACGUAGUUAAUUUGCAGCUUUUGCUACUUUACCUAUUCCUUUCAUUUGUUUCUGAAAUAUAUCUCUAAUGAAUCUAUUUGUACUAUGGAAAAAAAUUCUCGAAAUUUUACAAGGUAAGUGCAUAACGCUAUUUGUGAUUUCUCGAUCUCUCUUUGGUCGAUGAAUGUUAUAGAUAUCGCCACAAAACUUUCCCUUACUGUGUUGUGUUGUUUUUAAACAUUUCGAUAGUUUCGUUUCAGAAAUCUUCGUUCGAAUGUCAAUCAUGAUCAUCUGUUUCUAACUGCUUAGUCGGUGAAUACUUCUGUCGUUAAUUUUAGAUUAAAUUCGACUGUUGUUGGUUUUAUGAAGUUGGACUUGGGAAAUUCAUUGUAGUAUGGGGUAAAUGCUACUGGGUAGUGCCUAAAUACGACAGGGCGCACUUAUGUUCUAAUGUCUGAGAAAUAUUGUUACGGAUAGUUAAGAUAAGAGGUGACAGACUGCUCAACAUAUGAGUUAUGAGUUAGACUUGAAGUAGUUCGGCUAGGAAAUCCAAUAAAUUCUUGUUUGGCCGUAUCCGGUGUGUGAUUCUGGUUAAUUCUGGUGUUAUGCACUGUUAGAUUUACCGGAAUGAGCAGACUGAAGGAAUUUUAAAAACUUUACGUGCAAGCGUUAUCAACAGAAUUAGUUACACUUUUUGAUGAUAGCUAUGCAGUGCAUAUGUUCUGAGAAUUUUUCUAAAUAUUCAUAAAUGAGGUUGACAUAUUCAAAUAUAAAAAAUCAGUGACUUUGCGCUAUCUCACGUAAAUGUAGUAAAUCUUUUUGAUAAAAUUUCA
Molecule: messenger RNA, 1827 nt
Organism: Loa loa (African eye worm)
Lineage: Eukaryota; Metazoa; Nematoda; Chromadorea; Rhabditida; Onchocercidae
Exons: 3
Coding region: 378-809 (143 amino acids)
Source: RefSeq, a predicted model, not a curated record